AUGAGCAGCAUGACACGAAGGAGCCGCAUCCACAAGACGGUUGGCCCCCAACGAGGGCAGGCGGUGCUCAUGGUCAUGAGGAGGUACCCCAAGAAGACAAACGGCACCAACUUGAUCUAUGCGAAGCCCGAUCGCACCUUUGGCGUCGGCGACGGCAGUCAGGGUCUGGAGAAGGCCAAGGAGAAGCAGCUCGAGUCAGAGCUCUAUAUGACAAGCCUGCGUGGGUGGAUCUCUUACGUGUCCUUGUUGCGAUCUGGUGUGGUCGGCAUCUGGGGGGCAAGGGCGUGGGGAUCGACCAUCGGGCUUCUCUUCCUCAGCUGGCGGGCGGCGGUCUAUUUCAAGGCGUGGCACCAGGUCCGAUGGGCCGUCGAGAAGUUCGAGGAUGGCCACAACCUGCUUCUGGAGGUCGACGACCUGCGAGCCUUUCUGUACGUCCUCCACGAGGGUGGCAAGCUGGAGCUGCCCAUCAUGAUGCUCACUGCGAUCGUCGCGUUGGGCCCGAACCUGCACCGGCGCUGUCAGCGGCGGCCGAAGGCUUUCCUGGUUGGAGCGAGCCCGCCCGCGAACGAUGUCGACAACGAGAUGAAGGCAAUGGUGAUGAACUUCCUGGACGAGUUCAUUCGCCCGAUGGCGGAGGAGCCCCCCGUCGGGCCCGAUGGAGUGAAAGCCAGUCGUCGGCUGCUUCCCCUGCCCGGGGACAGCAGCCGCGCCAGCUCGGAGAGGGUCAGCGCCCUGAGCGAGCCGACCAUGGACAUGCACGUGGAUCGGAUGAUCGACCGGUUGAAGAAGUUCGAGGACACGAUGAUCACCGCCGAUCGAGCCGCUUCGAGCCGCCGCCCACUCGAGGGUGCGUCAUCCACUACCGCGACCGCAGCAUCCUCGACUUGCCCCGCCAUCGAGCUGGGGGGCCCAGGGGGCUCCGAGGGGGCCGGGGUCAGCCUCGAGCCCUUGAGGGUGGCUCCGCGGGGCCCGCGGGAGCGGCUCCUCGAGAACCCUCCGAAUAUAAGCGCACCGCCGACCUUCGCCCUCCCCGCGGGCAUGACUUCGAGGGUGGCCCCUGAGCUCCUCGUCCAGACCUAUGGGAAGCGCGGCGGCACGGUGGAGUUCGCGACGGAGUGGGUUCGCAUGAAGGAGCUGAAACGCAGCCACAUCGGUGGAGAGCGCGUCGAGGCAGCAGGGUCAGCUCGCGGAGGGGCGAAGAACUACGUCGACCACGCUUUGCGCGGUUUCUUGCAGGGGCGCAAGCGCGAGUUGUCCUUCGCGCUGCCGCGGAAGUGUUUUAUGAUUCCGCCGGUGGUCAUCACUCAAGCUGCCUCUGGCGCAAAGCUCAUUGCGUUUCGCGAGGCGAUGGGCUACGACGACCUGGUUGCGAGCUUCUCCUGGACCAAGCAGCGCGAGGAAGCGGGGGCGGCAUGGAUGUUGGAUCCGAUUUGCUCGGACAUCGACGACGUCUGCGUGGGCCAGUGGUCGACGCCGAGGUCGCCCGGCGCGUUGAGCCUGGCAUGCCUGGUUCGCGCGGCCGAGCCUCUGACCGUGCUCGCGGGGCGCGCGGCGGUGACCGCGCGGCGCUCUGCUAUGAGCGAGGAGCUCCAGCAGUCCAACGAUGACCGCGCGUGGUAUCUUUUCAACGCCGCUUUGACAUUGUCCGUGCCCAUCGGGAUGCGCGCGCUGCCCGAUGGCGACGCUAGCCACGUGGCCGCCUUGAUCUUUUCAGAGACGACCUUCGCUUCGCGCGCUGCAUCUGGCGCCAAUUCCUGCUGGGGGUUCGUAGAAAAAGCGCGCCGACUGGCCGGCGCGGCGAAUUCGCUCGCCAAACAGGAACCGCAGGCGAAGCUGGAGGCAGUGAUCAAGACCCGCGGCCUCGCCCUCAUAGGCAAAGCGCUCGCCGCUGCAAGCGUGACAGCGCUGAAAGGUCUGCAGCCUUUCGUCCUCGACGACGCCCGCGGCUCGGCGUUCGCGCUGGCCGAAGCAAAGGAGUGCUUCGUCUUCAUCAUGAACAGCCUGCGCAUGGCCCGCCUGGCGGGCGACGUUCCGAAGGGCGAGAAACUGUCCGUGAGCCGAGUCGUCGGGCUCGGGAAGAAGACGCCAGCGAUGACCCACGCGCUCUUCAAGAAGAAAGAGCUCGUCGAGUACAUCUUCCACGAGGCGUUGCUCAGUGACAAGGCUUUGCACAGAGACAUGGCCAUAUUUCAGACGCCUCUCAGCAUCGCGCAGAAGUUCGCUACCUCUGGUGCGGAUGGGCUCGUGGCUUCGCAUCGGAUGUCCGAGUCGGGUGGCUCCGACGGGAUGGGCGCGCUGUUUGCGCUCAAAGUGGCUGAGCAUCGGGAUGGAGCGGACCCCAAGGCGAAGGCGAUGAUCGACGUCGCGCGGCCUGUGUGGGCUGGCGCUUUCGACGACGAAAUUGCCGAGCUCACCUUGCAGGUGGGUGCCAAUUACCGCGCCUUCGUGGCCGCGCGCGCCGGUGGGCCGAUCCCAGCCGCCCCCGACCUUGACCAACAUUUCGGGUUGUCGGGGGUCUCCGAGCUCGGGGGCGAGCAAAAAGAAGAGCUUCGUAAGUUCCAGGAGCAGCGCAAGCAGCUCCGCAGGAAAACCGUCAAUUUCGCCACCUUGCCUAUUGUCGGCGCCGCCUCUGGCGCGGAUUUUGCCACGGUGCGGAUGCAGGGCGCGCGGGGGGGGCUCAGCCUUGGGCGCCGCUUCGGGAGGAAGAAGGGCGACGUCCGCGCGUUCGUCGCCUCAGCGGAGCUGUCCCCGCCCAACAUCCCCAUCCUCUUCGACGGCAGGGGCAGGGCGAACCGCCGUGUCACUGGGUCCUUGGAGGACAAGUCGGCGACGGGAGGCCCCCGCGCGCUCGCUGAGCGCUGGCGCGCGCGCGCGCAGCCGACCAAGAAGGAGGGCCCGCGGGCCGCGGCCAGGGCGUCGAGCUAUACCAUCAACAACAAGGAGAUGGCGCAUUUCUCGCCGCCACUGAAGGGCCCGCGGAAAGCGGCGCGCCGUUCGGUGUUCAACUCGCGCGGCGAGACCUUGAGCGCAGACGCGACAUGCGCUGGCAUCUCCGCGCGGCGCUUCCCGGAGCUCCCCCGCAUGUGCCACGACGCCAUGGCGAGCGCCCUGGGGGUUGCAUCUUGCGCCGCGCUUGAAAACGAGCAUUUGCGCGUGCAGGGUGGCGUCGACGAGCGCGGUCACCCGUUCUCGCGCAGCGAGGUGAAGCCUAUCUCCUUCUGGCAGACAAGCAUGGAGCACCGCGAAGUGACCCGCGUCGUGGACUUCGCUCCAGGCUCUGGCGCCUUGGCCGUCGCUGCCUCUGGCGCGGUGGAGUGCGAGGGCAUCGCUGGCAACGAAGCGCGUCGGGACUGGCUCGACCCCAUCGUGGGCGGGCGCGCCAUGUGCGAGGCGGGCCGCGAGGACGGGCGCGCGGAGCAAUUGGGCGGCGACGCGGAGUUCGUCGAGAAAGCCAGGAAGUACCUCGGCGGCACCACGACGGAGGCGCGCCGGUUGUCGACGCCAGUCGCCGAGGGCGGCGACGAGGAGGGGGAGGGGGGAUGA
Messenger RNA from Prorocentrum cordatum, 3543 nucleotides. The record is from the annotation of a GenBank genome assembly. NCBI's taxonomy places the organism in Eukaryota, Dinophyceae, Prorocentrales, Prorocentraceae.